AUGGAAGUUGUGCUGGGCCCAGGAGGAGCAGGGCGCGAGGUCGGGCACAGAGGGGAAGCCUCCGUGGCAUCCUCCCGGGAGCGCACGAAAUCCCCUCCUCGACGAACCACACGUUCCCAAGAAAGACGCCCCUUCGGGGGAACUGGCGACAACAGCGCCAGAAUAAUGCAGGAACUGCGCCACAGGAUGCAGAACCUGGAGCGCCAGCUGGCAGAUCGGGAGCAUCGCCAACCAACUCCCGAAUCAAGUUACUCUCGUUCCCCUCCGAGAAGCCACUCCCAACGAACGGCUAGUCCACGAUCUGAGCCCGAGAGCGCCAGGGAUGAAAGACGCCCAAAAAGACGCCGCGAUCCCAUCAUUUACGACAGACGCGAGAGGAGACGCACUCACGCACCACAGAUUGAGACCGGGAAGACGGUCGACGGGAAGGCGGCGAGCGUAGAAUAA
Messenger RNA from Arachis ipaensis, 447 nucleotides. The record is from RefSeq and is a predicted model, not a curated record. Lineage: Eukaryota; Viridiplantae; Streptophyta; Magnoliopsida; Fabales; Fabaceae.